This is a messenger RNA of Iphiclides podalirius (scarce swallowtail), 1368 nucleotides long. NCBI's taxonomy places the organism in Eukaryota, Metazoa, Arthropoda, Insecta, Lepidoptera, Papilionidae. The record is from the annotation of a GenBank genome assembly.
AUGGCGACCUUACUCCCUCGUACUCUUGGCCUUGCCGAAUCAAUAUUUUUAAAAAAUGGAACAAAGAUCUUGGUAGGAACAUCAGCAAACAAUGUUCCAUACAAACAACAAGUCCGACAUCUUAAUGUUCAUGAAUAUAUCAGUUAUACACUACUACGGGACCAUGGUAUUCCGGUACCAAAAUUUAAUGUUGCGAAGACUAAGGAUGAGGCAGUUAAGUUUGCCACAGAACUUAAUACCAAAGACAUAGUAUUGAAAGCUCAGGUUCUUGCUGGUGGUCGAGGGAAAGGAGCUUUCAAAAAUGGACUUAAAGGCGGUGUCCGUAUGGUUGAUAAUCCAGAAAAGGCUGGAGAUCUUGCUAGCAAAAUGUUGCAACAGUAUUUGGUGACAAAACAGACAGGCGCUGCUGGACGUAUUUGCAAUUUGGUCAUGGUUACUGAAAGGAAGUUCCCUCGAAGAGAAUUCUAUGUCGCAAUUAUGAUGGAACGCAGUUUUAAUGGUCCAGUUAUUAUUGCAUCUUCUCAAGGUGGGGUGAACAUUGAAGAUGUGGCUGCAGAAAAUCCUGAUGCUAUCACUUAUGAACCUAUUGAUAUUAUGGCAGGCAUUACUGAAGAACAAAUUUGUAGAGUGAUAAAAAAGAUUGGUCUUGAGGACCAUAUUGAAGAAGCUCUUGAAAUGAUAAAGAGAAUGUAUGACCUGUUUUUGAAGAAAGAUGCUCUUUUGAUUGAAAUUAACCCCUAUGCUGAAGAUGCUUUGACAGGCAAAUUUUUCUGCUUGGAUGCCAAAUUUCGUUUUGAUGACAAUGCUGACUUCAGACAGAAGGAGCUAUUUGAAUUGAGGGAUUUGACUCAGGAAGACCCAAAGGAAAUUGAAGCUGCAAAAUAUAACUUGAACUACAUUGCAUUGGAUGGAAACAUUGGGUGCAUGGUGAAUGGGGCUGGUCUUGCCAUGGCCACUAUGGAUAUUAUUAAACUGUAUGGGGGUGAUCCAGCCAACUUCCUUGAUGUUGGAGGCGGUGCCACUGCACAGGCUGUUUCGGAAGCAUUUAAGAUCAUAUUAUCAGAUCCAAAAGUAUCAGCUAUAUUGGUCAACAUCUUUGGUGGCAUCAUGAGAUGUGAUGUAAUUGCUGAGGGAAUAAUUACAGCAGCAAAGAAUCUUAACAUUCAGAUACCCGUGAUUGUUCGUCUUCAGGGUACAAAAGUGAAUGAAGCGAGGAAGCUUAUUGCCGAUUCGGGGCUUCGCAUCGUACCGCGCGAUGAUCUCGACGAAGCCGCAAAGCUGGCGGUGCAGCUGUCCGAAAUUGUAGCGCUAGCCAAAAAGGCUGGCGUCGAGGUCAAAUUCGAUAUCCCCAGAUACAUGCUCGAGAAG